Messenger RNA from Salvelinus sp. IW2-2015, 2133 nucleotides. It is a transcript of the gene lg33h5orf34, whose product is annotated as linkage group 33 C5orf34 homolog. NCBI's taxonomy places the organism in Eukaryota, Metazoa, Chordata, Actinopteri, Salmoniformes, Salmonidae. The record is from RefSeq and is a predicted model, not a curated record.
CACAACUUUCAUGUAGCGGGAAUUUUGUUGUUGACAACGCUCCUAAACGUGAUUUGGUUUACUAUCUAGCUAGCUAGAAUAUAUAAAAUAACGUUUAUGAUGACCAGCAGCAACACUAAUAUCAGUUUGAUGAUCAUGUACAAGGAUGAGUCGGUGGACGUCCGUUACGUAGAUGAUUCCCGUUUGCACUUGUCGCCCUGUGGCUCGGAGUUCAUGUUGGAGAAAGCCCCUGCACGAUCUGCACAUCCUCUUCAGUCUAGUGAGAAGGUUCGACAGAGGACCAGGUUCGCCACCAGCAGCUACAAGGACCUGAUGCUUGGUGCUUUGGAGUUCAGGAACGAGUAUGCAACACGACCAUACCUGCCUGAAGAACUCAUCCRGGACGACCACAGAAAGCAGGUCUUCAGCAUUGACCCUGAGGUGGAGUGGCCUGCAUGUUAUUCCUGUACUGCUGAGGUGGGAUUGAACCGAGAGAURGUCGUCAGUUCAGUGGAGCGGAGUGCCAGUCUGCUGCUUUCUUCCUCUGGAGAGGAGUUCUCUGUAAACUUCACCUGCAGACUUAGUCACAACCAACACCACAGGCCUCGGAGCCGAGACCCAAAUAGGUCUGUCACUGAACACACACAGCAAGACAACCAAACCUGUAGGCCAAAGACUCCAUCUCAACAGAGUAGCGCCUGUGCUGAGCAACAGCAAGGAGCGGUAUACCUGUCCACCAGAGUGGUCCAGCACCACUCUGUCUCCUGUGUUCCUCUGGUGUGGCGCUACCCUCUGUCUCUGGCCCUUCAACUCUGGCACGCCCAGUCCCAGCCGCCCUCUGGAGAGAGGAACAGGGGGGAGACAGAAGAAGAGACAGCCAGGGGYAGAGAUCAGACUGAGAGAGCAGUGACAAUGACAAACACAUCAAUAGGAGAGAGGAGGUCUCACCUGCCCCAAGCCCUGCCUCUCGGAUGCCCUUCCCCUCAUCAGCACAGGUGGAAGUCCAGGUACUCUCUGGUCCAAGAUGAACAGGAGGCAGACCAAGACCUCCCUACAGAGUUGGUUAAAGUGGUGUGGUGCCAAGGGGUGCUGUACAGGAUAGUGGAUGGAGCCAUCCCAGUUGUGGKGGUUUCUCCAGGGGAUGGUUCAGUCAUCAGGUCUAACGGAGUGCUGGCCAGCUACUUCACUCACCACAGAGCUGGCCCUGGGCCUGGGGAGGUAAAGGAUGUGACGUACCACCUGAGCAGCCUCCCCCCUGACACACCUGGGCAGGUCUACUCUGUGUGCUCUAUGGUGACUCGAGCCAGCAGGAUCCUGAAGUACUACAACCAGGCCAGACACUCUCUAAAGCUCCCUGCUACACAGAGCUGCUUGAACCAGGAGACCAGUUCAGAGCCCUUUGUACAGGAAGUACACAUUUCUGAGUCUGGUUACAUGAAUAUCACUGAAACAAGACAAAGCAGGCCUAACUGUGUUGCUCAAGAGCUGGAGAAGAUCAAACGCUUCAACUGUAUCCUUAGUGUCACUAUUCUGGGUGGCUUUUAUGGCUCUACCCAGUUCUGUUGGAGAACAGUCAUCUUCUUAAAGCCCAGAGGGGUUCUACAGUGGUGGGCUGUGGUUCUAAAGAGCACGUGGCCCACUGUGAGCCGGUCAGCGAGAGCAUCGCGGAGGCCCUCCAGAGAACCUCCAAAACCAUCCAGGAUAUCGACAACCUCCUCUCAGCCACAGUACUUUCUAGAGACACCGUCAUGCAGGGCAGCGGAUAAUACAGUCCUGUGUGAUGUAGGGUUUACUGUCAGAAAAUACUUCUUGCAAAUGAGGAACAUGUGAAGCAGUCAGAAUUAUUUAUUGGUUUCAGUUUCACUAAGUAAGCAUUGUCAGCGUCAAAUGCAACCGUCAUCUAGUGGCAGUUUCAUUGCUUCUUUACUUACAGUUGAAGUACAGACUGCAGGAAAAAUAAAAUAGUUUUCGAUGAUUGUGAGACUCAGAUAUAGGUUAUGGUGUCUAACACUGUCCUGCAGACUAAUGUUUUGUGUUGUGCUAUACAGGAUGUGUGUCAUUUAUACUCUACAAGGUGGUGAAAGCGUUCCACAGGGAUGCUGGUACAUAUUGACUCCAAUGCUUCCCACAGUUGUUAAGUUGGCUGGAUGUCCU